This is a messenger RNA of Corvus hawaiiensis (hawaiian crow), 4337 nucleotides long. RefSeq names its product meiosis 1 associated protein (gene M1AP). NCBI's taxonomy places the organism in Eukaryota, Metazoa, Chordata, Aves, Passeriformes, Corvidae. The transcript has 9 exons. Gene Ontology annotation, biological process: spermatogenesis; male meiosis chromosome separation; meiosis I. Bases 2095 to 3552 code for a protein of 485 amino acids. The record is from RefSeq and is a predicted model, not a curated record.
CUGGCAUGUGGCCUGGCAGGGCCCUGCCGUGUGCCCCUGCUCAGCCUCUACAUGGUACAGCCUCAGCAGGAGUGUCUGCUGCCCUUCACGGUAUGCCCCAGGCUGUGCUGCUGCUCAGGAAAAAAAAAAAGUUAUUAUUUAUAUCUAAAUUUAUCUCUAAAAAUCUGUAUUCAAAUUUGUAUCUAAAUAUCAACCCUUGUCAGAGCGAUCGUUUCACGGACCUCACGGAAGAGGUGAAUUUUCUGAAAGGAUGAAGUUUAAAAGGAGGAGUGUCAUUUUUUAUCUGGUGUGCAUAAAUUAGGUUUUGUGCUCUUCCUUGCUAAAACAUCUGGUUUGGAGCAUCUGUUGCACCUUUCAUGUGCUGCUCUGUGCUGUACUGCUUCUCUGUCAGAAUUUGCACACACAACUCGAGCUGUAAUAAUUUGGACACUGAACAAAUACUGCCAAUGUGUGAGAGGUUCUAGAUGUUGAAGGGGAAAGGUGCAGAGUUAAAAUAACUCUGCUGAAUUUGAGAAAUAUCCUGAAAUCAUAGAUAUCACAGAAUUACCUGGAAGAGUCCUCUAAGACUAAAUCCAACCCAAAGCUCAGCACUGCCAAGCCCACCACUAAACCAUGUUCCUAAAGUGCCACAUCCACACAGAUUUUAAAUAUAGAGAUCUAAAUCACUAAGAACAAGUAUUGCUCUCAUUUAGGGCUCUGCAGAGGAAUAAAUGUAGAUGCAGAAUGAGUAGCAGCUCUGCAGUAAUAGUUUGGGAAUACAAAUAUGCAUCUCAAAGUUCACAAGAAUUUUUGAAGAUUGUUAGAAGCCAUCACACUGAGCACUCUCAUUUGCACAUCAGUGUGAACACACAGGAUUAACCCUUCCACUUUAUCCAGCACUGGUGGAAACGUUCUGAAAGGUUUUGUAGAGUCUUCACCUGGGGAAAAUAAAAAAUCAGAGGUCAAGAGUAAAUUAGCAAAUGGGAUCAGCAAGAAGACUCUGGCUAAUGGUGGUGUUUAUUUUGUAGAAAAGGUUAUAGGUGAUGUGACAAGGAUAAUCUUAUGACUGCUGCUCCUGAUCAGGUGACUUUUUUAUUUAAACAACAAUUCCUCAUUUUGAUGGCCACGGUUUUUAAAGACAGAGGAGCCCUUAGAUCACAGUUUGGCUUUCUUCAUAUCACAGGCUAUGCUGUUUCACCGAAGUACGCCUAUCUCAUUAAAGCUUCCUUCCAGAAAGCCGUCUAGUUUUGAUCUGAAGAUAAAACAAGAGGGGUAAUCAAGUACUUCUCUUGAUAGUUUCAUCCAGUGGUCAAUAAUUGUCAUUUUGAAACUUGCACCUGGUCUCUAAUUUUCAUUUAUUUGCUUUGUCUUCCAGGGAUUUCUUAAUAUAUUUACCCUUCUGUCUAGAUUGAAAAACCCACUUGUAUUUUAUCCUUUCUUCCUCUAAAUAGAAGCAGGUUCCUUCUCUGUUCUGGCUGGUAAAUCAAGAACAAAUUAUAAGUUUAACUGCAAAACAUUUUUACAAUAAUUUUAAUAAUUUCCAAGCCGUUCUUUGUAUUCCCUCUGCUGGUUUUUUGGGGGCAGCAUUCCAGUAGUAGACAUCAGCUGCUGUACUGAAGCUGUUUUUCAGAGCUGUGUUAAAGGGUGCUUGUUAGACAAAUCACAUGAAGUCAGGAAAGCCCCAGAGCUGAAAAUAGAGGUGGGGAGAGUACAUGGGGAAGCGUCACACACAGUUACCCUGGUUUUAAUCUCUCCUUGGUGCUUGUUUAUGGUCUCUGUUCCCACUGGUCUCCCCAAUAGGAGAGCCCAUGAAGCUUCCCUGGAAAGGGCAGGGAGGGGAAAACAGAGAAAUCAGAGAAAAAGUAGAUAACUGUGGGGGAGAGCAAAUGGUGACAAGAUAAGAAAUCAGGACUUAAGCAUCAAAAAAUUUAAUGUGGGAGUGAAUAACAACUGAGCAGAGCCCUUCCACUGUUCCCACUCAGUCCCACUGAAAGCUCACCCUGCAAACCACGGCUCAGGUGUGCUUCAGUGACUCAGGGGCUCCACACACCUGAAGCAAACGAGUCAAAUGUUCACCUGCUGCCUCUUCAGUGAGGAAGGUGACUUCUGGCAGUAAUGCCUUGUAUUGUUUUAAAUAAAUUUUGUAGAGUUCACUCAAUAUCUUUCCUGAGCCCACCAUGGACCAGUUUAGCUGGUGGGUCUGUCUCAACUCUUGAGUUCUUGCUGAGGAAGGUGCACCUGAAGCAAGUGAAAGAAAACUUUGCCCGAAUUCAAGCCUGCAUUUCCGAGCUCCGCUCGCUCCCGGCUGAAGGCUGCUUCCCCCAGGGGGGGAAUGGAGUGGUGCAAGCUGUGCAGGAUGGAUUGCAACAAUUCAAGCAGUACAGCAGGCACACGGCAGCAGGAGGCUCAACAAAUAGUUCUGUUGAGAUCAUGAUUUUGACCAGCCAGCCCAGCAGAGAAAUGGUAAAGCAGCUGGAAAAGAAGCUACAAGACAUAGACCUGGUGAGUCUGCGAAGAAUACAGGUCAUUGAGGUUCUGAAGAGAGAUUUCCUGGAGCCCGAGGACGUGGAGCAGUGUGUGCUAGCAGAGGAGCCCAGCAGUGAUAUGGCAAUCCUGGGAAUGGACAUCGAGGUGCAAACUGUAGAGGACAAUGUCAUCAGCCUGGAGAUGCUGUUUAAAACGUGGCUCCAUGACCAAGGCACAGAGAGGGAACAGCUCCAUCUCCUCCUUCCCUCAGGAGGCUUCAGCCAUGCUGCUGCACCCAGGAACACCUUAAUGUGCCUGAAGUGCGAUUUGCAGGAGAGGCUGCUGGACCCAGCCCUGCUUUCAGGGCCAGCUGAUGGCCCUGGGAGAGCAGCAGAUCCCAGUUCUCCCUGGCACGUGGCAGCCUGGCCAUCCACAGUGCUGCACAAACUCCGGGUGCUAAAGGCUCUGAAGUCUGAAGGGGUCUGUGAGUCUGUGCUCUAUGGGCUGCCCUUCAUCAUCAAGCCCACAAGCUGCUGGCAGCUGGACUGGGAUGAACUGGAGACAAACCAGCACAGCUUCCAUGCUUUGUGUCACAGUCUCCUGAAAAGGAAGUGGAUGCUCUUGGCCAGGCGUGAGCCCCAGAACACUGGACCAAACUGGAACGUGGUGGUGCAUCCCUAUUAUGUCAUUGUCCCCUCUGACUCUGCCACUCUCCUGGUGAAAGCAGUGGCCGCCAGCGAGCUCCUGCUGCCAUCAGCCUUCCCAGCCCUCCUGGCUGAGCACCCUGAUCGAGUCCAGGGCCCCAUCGAGAGUGCCCUGAACAACUUGGAAGUGGAAGUUGCUUACAACCCCUUGCACCUGAAGAGCAACCUCUACAAAUACCUGAAGAGUUCCUUGUACAAACCUCCACACCGGCAGCAGCCCCAGCCCCGGGAGCACCGCCCGGAGCGGCACCAGCCCAGGCAGCCUCAGAGCAGAGCCAAAGCUGCAGUGGCUCCCCUGCUGAUGGCUCCCUCUCCUCUCCAAACGUUCAGACCAGCAGCAGCCAGGAGAGGCUCCUGUGAGGGCUCCCUGCUCCCCAAGGAGUACGAGGAGUUCCUGCAGUGAGCACCAGGACCUGCCCCUGGGCAGCCACAGGUCCUGGCUCAGCAGCUGGCCGGAUGUGGUCGGGCAAGACACAGAGCUUGGCCUUGGUCAGACAGGCACUUCCCAUCGUUUGUUCCUCCUUGUUGUUGUUUCACGGUUGUGUUCGUCACCGAGCCAGUUCUGCAGGAAGUUUGCUGCUCGGGGACCCUCUGUCCAGAGAUCCAGCUGUCCCCUGCAGCAGCAGCACCACGUAUUUCCUGUUCUUGCCAGCACACGUCACCAGCCUGCCUCAAAUUUGGGUUUCUGAGACUGGGCUAGCACAGGCCACAGAUCACAGAUCUGCAGGAGCAGAAGAGCUGCAGGCAGGGCAGGGAGGAAAUCAGACAGGCAAGGCAGGCAGUCGUGCUGAGCUGCCCUCAUCCCACAGCAGCAGGUUCGGUGGGGUGUUUGAAUAGGGGAUGAAACAGGGCUCUUGAAUUUAAUCUUAAAGCCUGGAGUUCUGCUCUCCCAGAUGAUUUGGUUGCUUCUGAGAUUGGCCUCGCUGUCCAACGCCCCAGCUCAUGAAGGGGGUUGUAGCAAGUGCCAAGCCAGGGCAAUUCCAGAGAAUUCCUGCCCAGAUGCCAGCCUGUUUUUCAGUGCAGGUGCAGGGCAGCUGCCCCUGGCACAGCAGGAGCCGAGGGCAGCUCGACCAAGCCAAGGUGGGGUGGUCUCACCAAGCCCCUGCUGCUGAGCACCAGCACAGUUUGUGUUCUACUUACUUGGUUCUGAAAGCUGUUUCAAAAUAAAGUUAUCCUCCAUUGAGUUCA